Dermacentor albipictus is the source of this 1224-nucleotide messenger RNA. RefSeq names its product protein D7-like. NCBI's taxonomy places the organism in Eukaryota, Metazoa, Arthropoda, Arachnida, Ixodida, Ixodidae. The record is from RefSeq and is a predicted model, not a curated record.
ACGAAGAAAAAGAGGAGCGGCACGGGCUGACAGAUUCGAUGUUCUAGAAUCAAGAGAAGAAGAUUCUGUGCUCCUGCUUUUGUCGACAUAUUUCGUGUGUUUUGUGAGCACGAGUGUUUCAGCAGUGGCCAACUUGGCGGACGAUGGCUACCUACACGACGAGGCGCGAUCCACUGGUCACCUGCCCAUUCAACCCUGCACACCAGGUGAAAAGCGGCCGAUACCAGAUACACAUCACCAAGUGUAAGAAAUCUCAUCCAGGCAUAGAUAUCAACCACUGCCCAUUCUCGGCGGACCAUGUGGUCGAGCCGAGCAAGCUCAUGCACCAUGUCUAUACGUGCCCACUAAAUACCACCGUGGAGCGCUUCCGAACCCAGUCUGAUAAGGACGUGCCCGUCACGGAGCCUGUGGUGGCAGACAGCAGCGGCGAUGCAGCACCGGUCAUCGAACCUGAGGAAAACUGGGAAGAAGAGGUCAGUGAACCCUCCGCGCUGGAGACUAAGCUUCAGCAGCCAGCUGUCCGGCCCAUUUUCACCGACGUUCAGUCCAUGGCUCCGGCGCAGAGGAGGAAGUUCUACGCGUCAUUGCGCCAGAAAGCAACCCAGCCUCCAUCCAGUGAUGCAGAGGCCACAAAGACGAAGCCUGAAAAAGCUGCAGAGGAGCCCAAGGCAGUGACAAAAAGUGACGAACCAGUUGCGUGCAGCCCCGUGCAGCCCCCCGCUGAACCACAGGUUCCUCAGUGCCAGGCUCCCCCACAGCCUGUCAUGCUGCAAGAUGUGAUCGUGUGCUACAGUGAGUGGAGCGACGACGAAGACGGUGAACAGCAGUUUUAUUACAUGGGCGCAGGACGAGGGCAGCCAGACUACAUGUUUUCCACUGACAUGGCGGAGUGGGACGAUGAAGAGGAGAGGGAAAUACAGGCACGGAUGAAGCUGUUGGGCAUCGGGCGUGGCCGAAGGAUCAACUAAGACUGCACAGCUUUGGCUGCACGGGAUUUGUCAGCGGCCGUUCAGAGUUCCAGCGGGAGGUUCAGCCUGCCCACCGGACCAGUGGUGGCAUACCUGGUGGUUGCCCUCACCGCAAAAAUCCGCUGAGAAUAGAAGAUGCUGCUGCUUCAGGUUGGAACAGUGCAUGUUUAGGUGUCUGACUUGGCUGGACGUUUUCUUUUUUCCUUUAGCUUUGCUAUUCUUGGCUAAUAAAGAGUGUUUUAUAAACAGCAAGAAA